AUGAUCUUUGCUACAAACGUAUGGCGGGGAUCCGUCUCCAAACGAAUGAUAGUUACAAUAAUGAUAUUCGUCGCUUGCACAGCAUCGUUCAUGUUGCGUGUUCAUAUGUCGAUUAAUCUCCUGGCAAUGAUACAACCCAUUGCUACUACUCCCUCCAACAACACUAUCGUAUUGUUGAACAACACAACCUCUAUCUCCUCAGUUUCCCACAGAACAGCGAAUGAGACAUUCACUCCAGAGGCUAGCCUUUUCGUUCCUGUGCCGGUGGUACCUGACUAUGGCAUUCGUUACGAUUGGAACCAAAACAUGCAGAGCCACAUCUUGGGAGCUUACUUCUACGGUUACUUAUUAACGUCACUUCCUGCUGGCCCACUGGCGGAACAGUACGGUCCUCAGCGCCUGAUCGGAUACUCAUUUCUUCUCAGCGCUAUUGUCACCGCCCUUUUCCCUCUAUUUGCCGCCAUCGAUGUGUGGGCUGUUAUUGCGGGGCGCUUUCUGAUCGGUUUGCUCAGCGGAUGUGUUUAUCCUACACUGCACAAUGUAAUAUCGCGCUGGAUCCCACCGAAUGAAAAAAGCAAAGCUGUUGCCUGUAUUGCAGGCGGAAGUACCUUCGGAACUGUGGUAACAUGGCCAUUUGCUGGCCUGUUAACAGAACACUUCGGUUGGGUGUAUGCAUUUUAUGUUCCAGCAUUUCUUUCUGCACUGGUCGGUGUUAUCUGGUUCUGGCUGAUUGCCGAUGCUCCGAGUGAACAUAAAACAAUUACAAAGGAGGAACGAGAUCUCAUCGAAGCAUCCUUCGGCAAUACAAUCUCGAAAACAAAGACAAAACCACCGCUGGUACGAGUGGUCACCUCGCUGCCAUUCAUAGCACUCGUUCUGUCCCAUUACAGCAGCUUUUGGGGCCUUAACUUUUUCGUUACACAGGCACCGAAGUUCAUUAAUGAAGUGCUUGGCUUUAAUCUGACCAACGCCGGUUUCCUUUCCAGUUUGCCCUACUUGGCACGCAUGUUUUCUGGAUUUUUCUUCGGUUACAUUGGGGAUUCCUUAAGGCGAAAGGAAAUCAUGCCCGUGACUACUUUGCGCAAAUUUUUCAUCAUAUUCUCACAUUUCCUGCCGGGCGCCUUCCUGAUUGCACUUCCUUUUAUUGGACAGGAUCCCAUCGUUACCGUUUCAUGCAUAAUUGCCUGUCUCGGUUUUAAUGGUGCCUCAACCAUUACUAAUUUGGUUAAUGCACAAGAUUUAGCACCAAACUUUGCGGCCACUCUGUACGGAAUGAUGAAUUUCCUUGCAACAACAGCAGGCUUUCUGGCCCCAAUGGUUGUAGCGUUUUUUACCAAGGAAAGGAACACAAUGGAGGAAUGGAAGUAUGUGUUUCUUCUGACUGCCAGCUUCUAUAUUGUAUCCGGUGUAAUUUUCAUUCUUUUUGGUUCCGGGAAAGUGCAGAAAUGGAACGAAAUUCAAGAGCAAAAAAUGACAGAACCGGCAGAACCCGAAGAUCAGAAUGUAAAAUUAUAA
Molecule: messenger RNA, 1515 nt
Organism: Anopheles marshallii
Lineage: Eukaryota; Metazoa; Arthropoda; Insecta; Diptera; Culicidae
Product: sialin-like
Exons: 4
Coding region: 1-1515 (504 amino acids)
Biological process (GO): monoatomic anion transport; transmembrane transport
Cellular component (GO): plasma membrane
Molecular function (GO): transmembrane transporter activity
Source: RefSeq, a predicted model, not a curated record